Messenger RNA from Anopheles stephensi (Asian malaria mosquito), 1727 nucleotides. RefSeq lists its product as uncharacterized. The transcript is spliced from 2 exons. Bases 333 to 1682 code for a protein of 449 amino acids. NCBI's taxonomy places the organism in Eukaryota, Metazoa, Arthropoda, Insecta, Diptera, Culicidae. The record is from RefSeq and is a predicted model, not a curated record.
UUUCAAAAAUACAAAAAAGCCGUUAAUCUAUUUUCCUUUUUCCGAGGGAAUAUGCGUGAAAACUCGUUGAAAAUAAUUUUAGUUAUAAAAAUCUUUAUUAUCAAGUUUCACACACGUUUCAUACUUGUAAAAAAGUUUGUAGAAUGUUUGUAACUUCACACGAUUUGCUGCAUGGGAAAAAGUGUCGAUUGAAAGUGUCAAAGCAAAAAUACUACACACAAUAGUAACGACCGCAGGCCGGCAGCAUGAGCGUAGUCUUGGCUGUGGAAAAGCCUCUUUCAUAGUGAAAUACCACCAAUCAGAACCCUUUCCAUUAGCAUCCGAGGUACUGAAUGGAGAAUAACAAAGAAGAUGAGCUGGACGAAGUCAUCGAAUCGUCCCAGGCACCAACGCUUCGUUCGAAAAUCCGUCAAGUGCGACCAAACUAUCGCGAUUUAUCGCCUAGAAAGUAUAGAAAGAAACCACCGAAACGUGCGCCUCGAGACAACCGUACCGUGUCCCAAUGUAUCCGACAGGUGUGGAAAAAUCCACUAAACAAACCAUCGCCCACUAAGACCAAGCAACCGGCACCAUCUACUAACAACGAGGAAGCACUGGAAAAGGAGUACAUUAAGAUUGCUUCCCAGCAGCACGAGCCGCCGAACGUUGGUGAUGGAAUCCAACCGGUACCGUCGGUCAGUUUGUUUGCCCAGCAGGAGGCUGCACUGGCCCGGUACCUGUUCAAUGAAACGACCGAGGCACAGGUGGAAGAACAGUUGCAAAAACUGUUGGAUGGAUUUCAGGCGGAAUACGAAAAGGAAUGUGCGGCGAUGGAAAGUUCGCCCGUUAUGAUGGUGCAUGAUGAUGCCGGAUCGUUGCAAUCGUCACCCGCUUUGCCUGGUGCAAACGGUGAGCAGAUAGCGAGCGGGAUCGAGGAGAACGAACGGCCAUCAGUCUGUCCACUGCAACCGAUGGUUAGUGAACCAUUUUUAUUACCUAACUUUAGUGAAGAGAUAGCACGGUUGGCCGAAAUGGUGCAAAAAGCUGGCAGCAGUCCAUUUCGGUCUGACCCUUCGGCAAUGGCAGACCGGAUGGCUACUCCAAUCAUUCCCGUAGUUGAGCUGCACGAAGAAAUGCCUCAAAUGUUGGGCGAUAUUCCCAUGGUAACCCAUGGUAACGGUUGCUUAGAUUUGACGGUACAGAAGGAACAGAGCGUCCCGGAGAAAGCUGCGCAACUAGCUGAUCCCGCAAAUCAGCUAGAAGACGAUGGCUGCUGGCUGAAUGUGAGUCAAAACCGUGCCUCACCAGUACCCAGCGUAAAGCUCUCCCAACGGCCGGAUGAUAUUCUUGACCUUCGCUUAAAGUUGCGCCGUACAGUCCCAACACCAACCGUGAAUGCCAAUCCACGGUUUGUGCCACCAAGACCGUGCGCCCGCAGCACGUCGGACUGUGGCACACAGACAAAGUUCCGGGGCCGGUAUCGUAACGUCGGCAUUCAGCAUCGUCCCGUCGCUUCGCUCGAUUUUACCGAUCGCAACAUAAUCGUGCUAGCGCAACAGUUCGAAGCAGAUCCGAACCUGCUGGGGCGUAAGCUGAGACGCGUUGCGCAAACUGCUUGCGAUCCAAUAUGGCGUGCGCGAGAUCUUUCCACCGUAUUUACCGCGGCUGAUCCGUACUAUGCAAAUUUAAAACAUUUCCUAUAAAAUCGCACCGUAAAUCUUACUCACGCGCAUCAAUUAUCAAAUUCA